This is a messenger RNA of Fonsecaea pedrosoi CBS 271.37, 1869 nucleotides long. RefSeq lists its product as uncharacterized. Lineage: Eukaryota; Fungi; Ascomycota; Eurotiomycetes; Chaetothyriales; Herpotrichiellaceae. Bases 1 to 1869 code for a protein of 622 amino acids. The record is from RefSeq and is a predicted model, not a curated record. The transcript is spliced from 2 exons.
AUGGCCACUCCUCCUGGCGACGUACUCGUCGCGACCGCGGCGGAUGCUCCAAUCCCAUCCUUAACCACAGAUGAAAAGGUCCAACUCCCCUUUGAUCCGAAGGCUCUGAAAGAGAAAUACCUGCAAGAAAGAGACAAACGACUUCAGAAUGGUGGUGUCUUCCAGUAUCGACCGAUCGAGGGAACACUCAAACAUUGGAUCGAAGACCCAUAUGUCCCACCCGCCCCGCCACGCGACCCGAUCGAGAAGGAAGUAGAAGUUCUCGUUGUCGGAGGUGGCUAUGGCGGUGAGCUCUGCGCUGUGCGCCUUCAAGAGCAGGGAAUCGGUGACUAUAUCAUCGUCGAGAAAGCAGGUGACUACGGCGGUACAUGGUACUGGAACAGAUAUCCUGGAGCACAGUGCGACAUCGACUCGUAUAUUUAUUUGCCACUUCUGGAGGAAACCGGCUAUAUUCCUGUGGAGAAAUACUCUCAUGCCACGGAACUACUGGAGCACGCUCAACGUAUCGGAAAGCACUAUGACCUGUAUAAAGAUACCUUAUUCCAGACAGAGAUUGUGGAUCUCCGGUGGGAUGAAUCAACUACCCGAUGGCAGAUUGAGACGUCUCGUCAAGACAAGAUAAAGGCGCGCUUUGUGAUUACGGCUUCUGGCCCACUUCACAGGCCGAAACUACCGGGUCUGCCAGGGAUCGAAGAGUACACCGGCCACUCCUUCCAUUCAAGUCGCUGGGACUACGAGUACACUGGUGGCAAUACCCACGGUGGGUUAACCAAGCUUAAAGACAAACGUGUUGGGAUACUUGGAACUGGUGCCACGGCCAUUCAGAUCGUUCCGCAUCUUGGCGACUGGGCCAAGGAGCUAUAUGUAUUCCAACGAACGCCAUCCUCCGUCGCGGUUCGAGGUAACAGACCUACAGACCCAGAAUGGGCCAAAACCCUCAAGAAGGGCUGGCAGCAAGAGCGCAUGGAUAACUACAACAUAAUUGUGAGCGGUGGCGAGGUGGACGAAGACCUAGUCUCGGAUGGAUGGACGAGCAGCAUGGCAAAACUUCGUCCUGGUCCUAAUCAGGUCAAGAACGCCGACCCUGCAGAAAUUGCCAAAAUCAUCCAGCUGGCUGACUUUGAUCAAAUGAAUUCGAUUCGUGCCAGAGUCGAUUCGAUUGUUAAAGACAAAGCCACCGCAGAAGCUCUCAAGCCGUGGUACAAUCAAUUCUGCAAACGGCCGACCUUCCAUGACCGGUAUUUGCAGACGUUUAACAAGCCAAAUGUCACACUAGUUGACACCCAGGGUCGCGGUGUGGACCGUAUUACUCCAAAGGGGAUAGUAGCCAAUGGGAAAGAAUACGAAUUGGACUGCAUCAUCUAUGCCACCGGCUUUGAGCUUGCUACGGACUGGUCGCACCGUUCGGGGCUCGAGAUUACGGGCAGAAACGGUCUGACCAUCACGGAGAAGUGGCGUGAUGGUGCGAAAACCCUUCAUGGCUGGACAACGAAUGGGUUUCCCAAUUGCUACUUCGUCAGCGGCAUCCAGGCUGCGUUGACGUCCAACUUCAUGCACAUCACAAACGAGCAGGCAAAACACAUUGCUUGGGUCAUUCGACAGGCCAAAGACCGAGGCCUGAGGACCGUCGAAGCGUCGAUCGAAGCCGAGGAGAAAUGGGUCGACGUCAUCAUCGAAAAGGGCAGAGGACGCUACGAGUUCUUGAAGCAAUGCACCCCGGGGUACUACAACGACGAAGGCGACAUUACCAUGAAGCUGAGGAGGAACUCGGUCUACGGAGACGGGGCCGUGGCGUUCUUGGACAUCACAAAGAAGUGGAGGGAGGACAAUGAGCUGGAAGGUCUCCAGGUGACCAAGGAAGCUGCUUAG